AUGCUUCGGAGUUUGUGCCCCGAGUCCGCCCGUAGAUCAGAGGGAACUGGUUCUUUACAAGAUUGUGUUGCAUGCAAAUACCAACGCAGAAAAUGUGCACCCAAUUGCUCUUUAGCCCCGUACUUCCCUGCAGAUAGACAGAAAGAUUUCCUCGAUGCACAGAAGCUUUUCGGAGUCAGUAACAUCAAGAAAAUCCUUAAAAAUGUGAAACAAAGAAAGAAAGAAACCGCCAUGAAAACGAGUAUUUCUCAAGCGAACACGCGAGCAAUUCACCCUGUCCAAGGGUGUUGUAAUGUAAUCAGAGAGUUGGACAGUUAUAUUCAUUUAUACAAGGCGGAAUUGGAUUUUGCUCUUCGUCAAAUAGCGAUUUGCGGAGCACAGGCUUUACAGAAUGAGAUUCAGAAAUUAGGGUUUGAUAAUCAAGAAGUGGAAGUUGGGAUGACGGAAACUCAAGAAGAUUAA
Fraxinus pennsylvanica is the source of this 462-nucleotide messenger RNA. NCBI's taxonomy places the organism in Eukaryota, Viridiplantae, Streptophyta, Magnoliopsida, Lamiales, Oleaceae. The record is from the annotation of a GenBank genome assembly.